Molecule: messenger RNA, 3245 nt
Organism: Teleopsis dalmanni
Lineage: Eukaryota; Metazoa; Arthropoda; Insecta; Diptera; Diopsidae
Gene: Lztr1
Product: leucine-zipper-like transcriptional regulator 1 homolog
Exons: 9
Coding region: 460-3081 (873 amino acids)
Cellular component (GO): Golgi apparatus
Molecular function (GO): protein binding
Source: RefSeq, a predicted model, not a curated record
AAAAUAAUCUAAACUCAGAUUAAUCACUUGUUUCUUAACUAAAUAUACAUCUACAAAAAAUGUUCACAGGUUUUGUGAAAUGCAGACACUUAAACAUUUAUAAAUCGAUUUACAACACUGCAUAAGUUUGGCCGUCUUAAACGCAGCCAUCAGCUGUAGUAAGAUUUGAAGUCCAAUUGGUCUUAGUAUACAUUUUUAUAAAAAUAUGAAAAUGAUGAUCACAAAGUUUGUUUUUACAAUAAAUUAGUACAAAUAAAGUUAUAAAUAAGAAAUAUUCUUCUUUUUUACAAAAGUGGGAAGUUGUGGCAUAGUUUAAAUAGAAAGUUACAAUACAUCAUUACCGAGUAAAAAUUGUGUGGGCGUCAAUAUUUUAUAUAGUAUUUAUUCUUUUCCCCACUGUGUUAAGAAAAAUUCAGCAAAAUAAGCCAACGAAAGAGAUUUUAUACUUGUAAUGCGCUUAUGUUAAAAGCCAUACUUGGCUCGGAAUCUACAGACUCAACAGAGGACAGUGGAGGGGGUGCAGGUGGCUUUAGCGCAUCUUGCGCUGGCAGCGGCUCGAGCUCAGUUGCCAGUAGCUUAAGUGCUGCAUGCAGCAAUUCGGCAAGUGGUGGUGGUGCACCGUUUUGCCCUGCAUGUCAACAGGCAACAGGUGCAGAAAAGUGCAAUACAACAGGAAGUCGUAAAAGUAGAAAAAGUUCUUCAUCGAGAAGCAAAAUGUCACAUUCGACAUCAAGUUCAAUGCGUGGCACUAGCAGUGGCAGAGGUGUCAAUUAUGAUGCGACAAGUAGUUGUAAAUCAGUUUCACCAGGAAGUUACAGUUGUAAUGCGUUAAAUGUUGAUUUUAGCGCAUAUACAGCAACACAUCAAUGGACUAAAAUGUUAGAAUGUGCUGAAUUUGUUGGAGCGAAACGGAGUAAACAUACUGUAGUUGCAUACAAACAUGCAAUGUUUGUAUUUGGUGGAGAUAAUGGGAAAACUAUGCUUAACGAUUUAAUUCGUUUUGGUGUAAAAGAUAAAUCUUGGGGACGUGCUUGUGCCACCGGCACACCGCCUGCGCCGCGUUAUCACCAUUCGGCUGUUGUUCACGGAAGCUCCAUGUUCAUAUUUGGUGGUUAUACUGGCGAUAUUCAUUCCAAUUCAAACUUAACAAAUAAAAAUGAUUUGUUUGAAUAUAAAUUCCAAAGCGCCAUGUGGGUAGAAUGGAAGUUCUCAGGAAGAAUGCCUGUACCGCGGUCUGCACAUGGUGCGGCUAUCUAUGACAACAAAAUGUGGAUUUAUGCUGGCUACGAUGGUAAUGCUCGUUUAAAUGAUAUGUGGACACUUAAUUUAAACGGCUCAAAUCAUCAAUGGGAACAAAUUGAACAAAAAGGAGAUAGACCCCCAACCUGUUGUAAUUUCCCAGCGGCGGUGGCACGAGAUUGCAUGUAUGUCUUUUCAGGACAAAGUGGCUUGCAAAUAACAAACUCUCUCUUUGAAUUUCAUUUUAAAACAAAAACCUGGCGGCGUAUAUCCAAUGAGCACGUAUUACGAGGUGCUUCUUCUAUACCUCCAUCAAGACGUUAUGGACACACAAUGGUCCAUCAUGAUCGUUUCUUAUAUGUUUUUGGUGGAUCAGCUGAUUCGACUUUACCAAAUGAUUUGCACUGUUAUGAUUUAGAUACACAAGUGUGGUCAGUUAUUACACCAGAGGCUAAUUCUGAUGUACCAUCUGGUCGUGUAUUUCAUGCUAGCGCUGUAAUAGGGGAUGCUAUGUAUAUAUUCGGUGGAACUGUCGACAAUAGCGUUCGACGAGGUGACACUUACCGUUUUCAAUUUUCGAGCUAUCCAAAAUGUACUUUACGAGAUGAUUUUGGAAAGUUUUUUAAUGAAAAACAAUUUUGUGAUAUACAAUUUGUUGUUGGUCCAGAAGAAAUAAAAAUCUUAGCACACAUUGCAUUUGUAGCGGCACGCUCAAAAUAUCUACGAACAAAAAUUUUGGCAGCCAGAGAUGCACGACAGCAGCAAGUAGAAAAAGUAUUUGGUGCUGGUGUAGAUAUGCAUUCGUUAAGUGGAAGCGGUGGUGAUCGUGUGCCAAUGUUGGAAGUGCGUUUAGCAAAUGCAUCACCAGAAGCUUUCGAAAUUAUCUUGAAUUAUAUUUAUACGGAUAGAAUUGAUUUAAAGGAUUCGUAUAGUAAGAAUAUUAUUAUUCUUAUAACAGAUAUAUAUCAACUGGCCGGCCUAUUUUUGAUGCCUCGUCUUGCACAAGGUUGCAUACAGUAUUUGGAUUUCAAGAUAAAUAAACAAAAUGUUUUAGAAGCGUUGUAUAAUGCCGACAAAAAUAAAAUACAGAUUAUUAAGGACAAUUGUAUGCAAUUUAUUGUUAAAGAUGAGAACUUUACUGAUGUUGUUAUGUCGAGUGAAUUUGGGGAUUUGGAUAAGCCUUUAAUAGUUGAGAUUGUACGGAGACGGUUAAAUCCAAGUAAAAUUGUUGUAGAUGCUAGUGCUGAAAAAAGUGUGGGCACCACAUUGGAAAGCGAUAUGGCUGUUUUUUUGGAAUCGGCUGGUAAGGAUUUUUGUGACAUUAACUUAGUCUUAGAUGAUCAAAUUAUACUUGCCCACAAAUCGAUAUUAUCGGCUCGCUGUACGUAUUUUCAAGGAAUGUUUCGAUCAUUUAUGCCUGCAGAUAAUACCGUUAAUAUUCAAAUUGGUGAAAUAUCUCCAUCUCUUGAAGCGUUUCAGUCGUUAUUGCGUUAUAUAUAUUAUGGAGAGACGAAACUACCACCUCAAGAUGCUUUAUAUCUUUUUCAAGCACCGUGUUUUUAUGGCUUAGCCAAUAAUCGUUUAUAUGCAUUCUGCAAAUUUUCACUUGAAAAUAAUAUAACGUAUGAAAAUGUUCUACAAACACUGGAGGCGUCGGAUAUUACAAAAAUUUAUGAUAUAAAAGAGUAUGCGUUGAAUUUAAUUGUGAAAGAUUUUACAAAAGUAGCUAAAUUGCCAAAGUUAAAUGCGCUAUCCCGAGAGUUAUUACUUGAAAUAAUACGAGCCGUCGCAGAUUCACAUGGUGAAUUCUUAACGCGCAUUAGUAUAAAUACCGAUAUCUGAAAACUAGUUCUGCUUCAGCUGGCCUUACAAUUUUUACUGGCAUGGCUGCAUAUCGGUCGUGGAGGAUAGCGUGUUAAAUCAUUUAUAGCUUAAAAAUUUAUAUAUUAGCUCGAAGCCAUUUAUUUAGCUAUUUUUUUUCUUAUGUAAUUUUAUAUAAUAUAGGA